This is a messenger RNA of Aspergillus tubingensis, 996 nucleotides long. Its product is annotated as proteasome regulatory particle lid subunit RPN11. Bases 1 to 996 code for a protein of 331 amino acids. Gene Ontology annotation, molecular function: proteasome binding; protein binding; metallopeptidase activity. The record is from RefSeq and is a predicted model, not a curated record. Gene Ontology annotation, biological process: protein deubiquitination; proteasome-mediated ubiquitin-dependent protein catabolic process. The transcript is spliced from 4 exons. Lineage: Eukaryota; Fungi; Ascomycota; Eurotiomycetes; Eurotiales; Aspergillaceae. Gene Ontology annotation, cellular component: proteasome regulatory particle, lid subcomplex.
AUGGAUCGUUUGCAUCGCAUGCUCCAAGCAGCCCAGGGCAUGGGCGUUGGAGGGAAUAAUGGAGAUAUCCCCAACCUCAUCGAUAACUCCGAAACCGUCCACAUCUCAUCGCUCGCUCUGCUGAAGAUGCUAAGACACGGUCGGGCUGGUGUGCCCAUGGAAGUCAUGGGUCUGAUGCUGGGAGAGUUCGUGGACGAGUACACAGUCAGGGUAGUCGACGUUUUCGCCAUGCCUCAAAGUGGUACUGGUGUCAGUGUCGAAGCUGUGGACCCUGUUUUCCAAACGAAGAUGAUGGACAUGCUGAGGCAGACUGGACGACCAGAGACCGUUGUUGGCUGGUACCACUCGCAUCCUGGUUUCGGCUGCUGGCUUUCGUCCGUCGAUAUCAACACUCAGCAAUCCUUUGAACAGCUCACUCCCCGCGCCGUUGCCGUGGUCGUCGACCCCAUCCAGUCCGUCAAGGGCAAGGUCGUCAUUGAUGCCUUCCGUCUCAUCCAACCACAGACCGUCGUCAUGGGCCAGGAGCCCCGCCAAACAACAUCCAACUUGGGUCAUCUGAACAAGCCGUCCAUUCAGGCCCUCAUCCACGGUCUCAACCGCCACUACUACAGCAUUGCCAUCGACUACCGCAAGACCGGUCUCGAGGAGAACAUGCUGAUGAACCUGCACAAGCACGUCUGGACGGAGGCGCUGCAGAUGAAGGACUUCCACGAGGAGGGAGAGCACAACGUUGAGCGCAUGAAGCAGCUCGUCAGCCUCGCCGAGGGUUACGAGAAGCGGGUCAAGGAGGAGACCACGCUCACCAAGGACCAGCUUAAGACCAGAUACGUCGGCAAGGUCGACCCCAAGAAGCACAUCGAAGAUGUGAGCCAGCAGUUGAUUGAGGACAACAUCGUAGCCGUCUCGCGGCAGAUGAUUGACAAGGAGGCCUCGGUGGCACGGCAAUCAAACGGCAAGGAAAAUGGCACCGGCAUGGAGGUUGAUGAGGAACUAUAG